AUGGCCCCCGAAGGCAAACGCCGGUGGCAAGCGGACAGCAACGGCGCCGCUGGUGACGCGCCGGAUCAUAAGAAGAUGGCGCGCCGGACCGGCCCUCCACCGACUGCUGCUGCUCCAACGGUCCGCAACGCCUACACUGCCAUGUUCGAAGGCUUUCGCGACCACCUGGACGCGCACCACGACCGCCGCGAACGCAUCGUCAAGGCCUCGCGCGACAUUACAGCCCUCAGCAAGAAGAUCAUCUUUGCGCUCCAGCGCGUCCGGCGCAUCCACCCCGAGCUGCCGCGCGACGUCGACAGCGAAGUCACCCGGCGGCUGGGCGAGAUUGGGCGGCUGCUGGCGGGCAUCGCGCCGGAGAUGCAGGGGAUCAACCGCGGGCGGUACGGGCGGGUGCUGUUUGGGAUGGAGGAGCUGCUCGAGGCGCUGACGUUCUUGCACUACCUGCGGCACCAGGUGUUGCUGAGCCCAGACGAGGCGGCCGAGCAGGUGGCGGCCCUGUGCGUGGAGGGCCGGGCCACCAAGGACACCAAGGACACCAAGGACACCAAGGACACCAAGGACACCAAGGACACUGGGGACACCGGGGACGGCGAGAGCCAAAACGACGAGGACGCCCCCCGGAUCGUGCCCGACGACAACGACUUCUUGAUGGGCGUCUUCGACCUGUCGGGCGAGAUGAUGCGGUUCGCAACAACGUCGGCGGCGCUGCGGGGCGAGCUGGCGAGUGAUGGAGGUGACGGAGCCGACCAGAGUGGACAGGGGCGAACGAUUGUCGGCGACAUGCAGGAGCUGGACAGCUUCUUUCGGAUGCUGCCGCAGCGGCACGACAAGUCGUGGAAGAUAAAGACACAAACGCUGCAGACGUCCGUGCAAAAGGUGGAGCGACUUGGCUACGACCUGCGGGUGCGCGGCAGCGAGCGGCCCAAGGGCUGGAUGCCCGAUGUGCCCGAGGCCGGGGAGGCGGGGACUCCGUGA
This is a messenger RNA of Sporothrix schenckii 1099-18, 975 nucleotides long. RefSeq lists its product as uncharacterized. Gene Ontology annotation, cellular component: cytoplasm; nucleus. The transcript has a single exon. NCBI's taxonomy places the organism in Eukaryota, Fungi, Ascomycota, Sordariomycetes, Ophiostomatales, Ophiostomataceae. Bases 1 to 975 code for a protein of 324 amino acids. Gene Ontology annotation, molecular function: RNA binding; sequence-specific DNA binding; RNA endonuclease activity. The record is from RefSeq and is a predicted model, not a curated record.